CACGAAAAAAGGACAAUGGCAAUGAGGCGAGUUCUGGCAAUGCCCGUCAUGCCAACGGUACAAAGAAUUCCUGAAUAUGACAAAUAUCUUAAUGAGCUUCUGCAAGAGACAGAUCCUGGUCAUCCAGACUAUGAUCAUCUGAGUCGUGCAGCUGCUAAAGUCAGACAUAUGGUCAAGGAGAGGGAGGAUGAAUUGGGCAACAUGGACAAUCAGAAACGUAUGGAACGUGUCCAGGACAAAUUUCCUCACGAUGACCUUCAGCUUCGUGACCUUGACCUUCAGAGACGUCAUUUGUCUGCAAGAAGGAAAUCUGCCCCUGGGGCAGUCCUCUUCAAGACACUUGGAAAAACAAAAAGCUCAAAUAAUUUACAACCAACACCAAGCAUGGGGAAAAAGGACAUGGAAUUUUUCCGUCCCUCACGGACUAACAACAAUUUCAACCGACAGUACCUUAUGGAGGGAAUUGUGGAGUUUUCCCGUGGGAUGCAGACGCAGGACCGUUACCUGUUCCUCUUUAGUGAUCUGCUGCUUGUAGCUAAACAAAAAUCCAACACAACAUUUAAGUUGAAGCACCGAAUACGUGUCUGCGAGUUGUGGAUUGCCGACUGUAUAGAUAUUGUCACGGAAAUUACACGACCCACGGACCGAUCAUUCGUGAUAGGCUGGCCUACAACAAACUUUGUUGCUACAUUCAAAAGUCUGGAGUUAAAAGAAACAUGGCUCAAUAAAUUCAAAGAACAAAUAGACGAGGAGCGUGCCAAAUUAAAGCCAAAAUGUUUACAAAUAAAUGUGCAAAGUAAAGAAAGUGAUAAGGCAUGCCAGGUGGAAGUAGAAAGUGUAACUGAUGUCUUGUCAGUGGUCAAGUCUUGUGUUGAACAGCUAAAUAUGACCGAGUCAGAGGCGAAAGACUAUCAGUUGUGGGUCCGGCUAGGACCUGAUGAAGCUCCAUACCCACUUUGUGGCCACGAGUUGCCUUACGCAAUCAAGUUGAAUCAGAUCAGAGACUUUGGGAAAAGGACCGAAGACAACUUGACCGAGCUGGAGAUUGAACGCAUCAUUAAAGAGAUGCAGGCCAACAACCGAAAAUACGAAUUCUUUCUCAAACACAAAAAGUCGCAGAAAAGACACAGUCUCGAUGAGACCUCAACUUCUAAAUCAUCUAAAGGAAAGAGAAAAUCGCCACUUAUUAAUAUUUUCCGGAGAAAUCGUGAUGAUAAGAAGCCCCAGGGAAAGCUGUUCGGUCACAAACUCGCUGACGUUACAACUCCGGAAAAUCUUGUCGCAAAGCCAAUAAAGGAGUUGUUAACAAUCCUUUUCCGAGAGGGACCAUACACUGUUGGCAUACUGAGAAAGUCAUGUAAUGCAAAAAUGUGUAAGGAACUGCGUCAAAAGUUGGACGAUGGCGAGGACUGUUUGACAAAUGAACAAUGGCCGUCACUCGUAAUUGGGGCGCUCGUUAAGGAUUACUUAAGAAGUAUACCUAAUAGUUUAUUGAUGGAAGAGCUGUUUGACGACUGGAUUGCUGCUAACUCGUACACUGAUCCUAUCGAGAAAAAUAACAAACUCAAAGACACAUUGACAAAGCUGCCAGACGCACAUUAUGAAUUGUUACGCCACCUCAUGUGUGUUCUGUACCAUAUUGAUAAGAAAUCAGAAGAGAACAAGAUGACCGCAUAUAAUUUAUCCGUGUGUAUAGCACCGAGUCUGUUGUGGCCGAAAGGAAAUAACGACCCACUCGCAACACCACCUGCUUUAAUACAACACAUGAUCGAGAAUUGUGCUCAGGUGUUCGGAACAGAGGCCAUUCUUCUUUUCGGUGAUGUUGUCGAGCAGAAAAUCCGCCAGGAUUCUAGCACAGAUUCAGAUAGCAUGCAUAGUGUACUCAGUGGUAAUUUCCGUCGUGACGAUUCUUCUAUAGACAGUCUGGACCGAGAGAUCUUGUACUCCAGGGAUAUGGACCAUGGUUCCCACAUGGCUAAGUCUAAUUUCUCUCCCGCAAAUCUAAGUGGAGAUUCAGGAUUGAUCAGUGAUUCUCAGUAUUAUGAUGAAGACGGCAAUGGAAAUGACAUAGUUCGUCCAUACCUGCGCAGCACAUCAUUUAUUCAUCCAGAGGCAUUACGCGAGGACAUUGAGCGUGCCAGUCAGAGUUUAGACAGUCAAUUCUUUUAUGGAUAUGUUCCUCAGAACCCAGUACCUCCACCAAGACAUACACGUAGAAAAGGUUCAGAUCAAAGCGGCAGUCCAAAUACGGAAUUUGAAAGAAAACCUUUACGAUAUUCGUCUGAAUCAAACUUUCAUGUGCCAAAUAGAUACAAUAGGCGCUAUAAUCAAAAUAUGGCUGAAAAGUUGAAGCGACGAUCAACAGAAUCAUUGAAAAGUGUUGAAGAAAGUUCUGAAGCAGACUCUGAAAUGAUCAUGCAAGGUUACAGGAGACCAGACAUUGGUACCCUAGUUAAAUCUGCAAGUGGUGCUCAUUUAUAUUUCGAGGAACCAAGUUUGAUGGAAUUUGACGAUAUUAACACUGUGAAAAAUCGUAGGCAUUUAUACAAACAAUCAAGUGAAGGUAAUUUGCCUAUGUCGCCACAAUCAAAAUACUCAUUGGGUAGUUCGCGGGAUAGCGUUCUCUCAGACUCCUCUGGAUCCUUCCUCAAUCGUCAAAAUAGUCCCGAUCCCCUUUCUUCCUCAGUGGAAACCCCAGAACAGGAGGAAUGUGCGAUGUCAGCAUGGCUAAAUCAGCAAUCAAAACAUACAGCAUAUGCUGUUGAAUUUCAAAAACAGAAAAGCCAUGAUGAUAGUGAAAUAGGUAUGAAAAUUGACAGAAAGCCUAUGAAUAAAAUGAAUUACCUUGUUUCACCGAAAUCAUCUCCAAAAACAUCGCCUAAACUGAGAAGACGUUCACCGAUACCUGUCAGUAAUAGAAGGUCUUUCCCAUUAAAUGCAGAAAUUUCCCCGAAAGGCUCCGGUUCAAACACAUCAAAAGAAGCUGAAGACAUCAUUAAGUCACCAAAGUUGUCGGUAACUUACUGUUCACAAGAUUCUUUAGAUAGACGCGAUUUUGAUGCUGUGAAGGACAAAAACAAUCCACCUCAUUUAGACAUUUACAAUAAUAAUGCUCAGGUGGCAAUGAAACAGUUAAAUAUCUACUCAAGUGGGCUACAGGGAACAUCUCCUCCACCACGUGUUGUGCUUCAGGGUUUGAACACACAGUCUCAAACCCUAAGACGUGAAAACACUCCUGUGAAAGGCAAUCAUGAAAUUUUACCUCAAGCACGUAGCAAUAGUUUCGAUAUAGCACAGUACGCUGAACAUAAGAAAUAUCCUAUGGAAGAGAAUUCAGUAUCUAGCGAGGAUCAAAAUGAUUCCGAUUCUGACACUGAGGUUGGAACAACACGUGUUAUGACAAUGAUGACCAUUCCUAUGUCAUUUGAUAUUCCUCAGAAGAUUCUUGUAGACAAUAAAAGUUCUAGUUCUGAUUCAAUCUCAAGAAGUUCAAGUCAGUCUGAGGAGUUGGGUACAGUCCGACCAGAAAAUCCACCAACCUACGAUGAAGCCGUGCAGCGUAGCAAUCUACUUAAACAGGGAUUGUCACCAGAAGAGUAUGAUGUGGAAUCAGUGAAACAGGCUAGUUUGAAAGCUAAACAAUUAUAUGAACAGUCAAUGAGGCAGUAUCAAGAACAAUCUGGUAGAUUCUCUUCACCAUCACAAAAGUUUGAUAAACAAUUUGAUAUUCACGAAGAGCAUAUAAGUGAAGAGACCGGAUCUAUAACCGACUCUAGCGAGGAUGAAGAGCCGAGAUAUGAUCCACGUAAGUUUUAUGAGGAAUCUCUGAAGCGCUACCUAGAGGAACAAUCAAGUCGAUCUCCUUUAGUAAAAAUGUCGUCUGCUGACAAAGAUAUUUCAUUUUCGAACAGUAAAGGAGGUAGACUUGGUGUGAAUAAUACAUUAUCACCACAAACUUCACAUUUACAAAGAAGUAGUAGUGAUGUUUGUGAUCUAGAUCGGAGAAGAAGUCCUCGGGUGCUCAGUCGUGAAACUACCCCAACAAGGCGACCUGAACAACCUCCACCCUACAAUGACCCACCUCCAUACCAUAGUGAACGCACUGAUUCUAGUCCAAAUAGUGCAAAGAGACACUUGUUCCCAACAGCAGGAGAAGCAAUGAACAAAACUCCUACGCAAAAAUGUGUUAGUACAAAUCCAAAUUCAGUGCCUGCAAUUUCAUCAGGAAAUAGUUAUACUGUUGAUAGCUCAAAUGAAAAUGCUCAGUUUGCAUCUGUUCCAAAACGAAGAGACAAUAUUCUCGUGUCGAAUAGAGCAAGAACGUCUGCAGUGUCUGCUCAAAAUCCCGAAGGAAAUAGUUCUAACACUAAUAAUCAUAAAAGUGAAAUUACUGAUUAUUCAAUUCAUAGUGCUCAAAGUGAAAUAGGACGAUAUCAGUCGCCAGUUUCUAACGUAAGAAGUAGAGACUCUCCAGUUGGUUCAUAUAAUUCAAAGUCAAACAAUGUUUCUAAUAUUGAUAAGUCUCAGUCGAACAAUGUGUUCAGGUCACGUGCUUCAUCUUUAGAACCAAAACAACCUCAAUCAGAACUUGCCCAUCCAAGAACGUCAUCUCAAGGCCCCAUUUCUUACAGAAAUCCUAAAAUCUCAGCAGGAAAUGUGAAAUCUCGGCCACAGUCGACUAUUGAACCAACUUGCCAUAAAUCACUAGACACUUCAGUUAACAGGCAUUCUAUGAAUGUUCAGAAAGAGCUUCCAUGGAGUGUGAAAAGAUUAAGUAACAUUUUUGACGCAACCUCUACGAACAGUAACAAUUCAGUUACCUCACAUUCACAAUCCUCGUCACCUGUGCCUACUUCCUCAUCAUCAUCAAUGACAUCAUCACGUGUUCCAGCAACUUACACACCACCACCGACGUUUCAACGUUAUAGCGACAAUAAUCGGUCAAGCACAUCCAGCAAUAGUAGCAUUGGUAGUGCCAAUCGAGGAAAACCAACGUCUAAAUCUUUUAACAAAUAUGGCCCCCAGGCCAGAGACUCUUUCAGUUCUACCGACGGUUCUGACUGCUCGUGUAGAUAUUCUUUGAAUUGUCGUCGUGACAACAGUAGUCUUGAAGAACUUACCGAUGUUAGUUUCACUGAUAUCACUUACGUUUAGGCAGAACAAGAAAUAAUGUUUUAAAAAAACGAUUGUGUUCAUAUAUUUUUACUGUAUUAAACUGCCCUAAGUUUUCAUUUUAAAUCGGAUUUCAUUAAAAUAACAUUUCUAAACUGAAGGUUGAAUAAUAGACAUUGUUGUUAUAUAUAGUGUAUAUUGAAAGAGGGAAAAUAAUUACAAAAGGUUAAUAUAUAAAAAUUAAGUUUUAUCUACGGAACAAACGUGUAGUUUGUGUAAAAUACUCAAAUUUAUAAAACCAUAUUACCUCUUUGUGUAAAUGUUUCAUUUUUUAUCAGCCCAUAUUUUAAAAAUGUUCAGCAGACAAUCAGCACUGUGCGAGUUCCACAAAUAGGUAUUACACUUCUAAAUGUUUGCUAAAAUGAUAGCAACACUCUUUGACGGAAUUUGCCAAAGUCUGAUCUAGUUCUGCAUGUCUUUUUAAAUUUUUAGAAAUAAUAAGGAAACAUUUUUGUCUAUACUUUCUGUUCAGAACUAAUAACUAAAAAAUGUGCAUCCCGAAAAAGGUUUUAGAACAAAUUGUGUUCAUUUCUGUGGUGAAAUACAUGUUAAAACAUAAAGAAAUGUAUUUUAAGGAUACGUUGUUAAAUAUUUUCUUUGUUUUACCUGGCGAUUUCUGAUUGUAAAAAAUAUGUACAUGUAUGUAAAUUGUAAUAUAUAACUGACUGUGAUACAAAUAUAUGUGUAUUGUAUGUAUUAUAUAUGUAUAUGUGUUAUUUUCUUUUGUGGUACAAUAAGCAAUUACGUCUGAAAAUAAUUUCUCCUAGAAUUUUUUUUGUUAAUCAAGAAACAUACAAUAUUUAAACAAAAAUUUCAAAGCACAGAAUUUUUUAUACGAAGUUGAUACUUCUUUAUGGGAAAGUAAAAAAAUGGUUAUUUUCUUUUUUAAGUAUUUCUAUUGAGCAAUUUUCGAUCAAAAAUAGUUUUACCAAGGUUAAAGUUCAUUUGUUUAAUAUCAAAAAUAGAAAAUAUCAAUUGUAAGUUUUGUAAAGAUAAUAUAUUGAUAUACAAUUACAUAUAUAUUAUAUUUCACCACAUGAUAUUUUAGCGAUUUAUACUUUUCGUAUGUUUUUUUUAUAUGUUUUUAUAAGAAAACUGUUUAAAAUCAGACGAUAUUAGUAACUCAGGAUGUUUGUGUAUAUAAAAGUUGAUUACAAAAAGCAUACACAUAUAUUUAUAUGAAAACAAAUUAUCAUUAUUAAGUAUGAUAUGACAAUAGUGCUUAUUUCAUUAUAAAGUUAUAAAUUAAAAAAAUAUGUUCUAUA
Messenger RNA from Ruditapes philippinarum (Manila clam), 6437 nucleotides. RefSeq lists its product as uncharacterized. Gene Ontology annotation, biological process: signal transduction. NCBI's taxonomy places the organism in Eukaryota, Metazoa, Mollusca, Bivalvia, Venerida, Veneridae. Gene Ontology annotation, molecular function: GTPase activator activity; guanyl-nucleotide exchange factor activity. The record is from RefSeq and is a predicted model, not a curated record. Bases 16 to 5154 code for a protein of 1712 amino acids. The transcript has 14 exons.